UUCGUCCGCCUGCUUUUGUUUUGAAUAAACAUUCAAUCAGAAAAUGUGAUGAAAAAAUUCUGACGAUUGCAUUGAAUUAAAUUCUAGUUGAUUUAUCUAAAUUAUGAGUAAUUAUUCAUGUUAAUUAAUGAAAGAGGAUAAAUAGAUUGAGGUGAUGGCGACGGUUUCACUAUUAACGACUCCACAGCCACACUUGGUGCCUGGGUAUGCGGGCUUCUGUCCGCAGUAUCGAUACCGGUGUGGCGAAACUUACGGGAAUGUUACGCAUAAACUUUUGUUGGAUCCAACGAUCGAUCACUCGGAGACGAUGGUCCUGUCUAAUCGAGUUGCCGAUGAUUAUGAGGUGAUGAGACCACCCAAGGAUGAUUUAGACAUCGUGACCGCCCGCACGAAGCGUAUGGACGCAACAUACAAGUAUCCGAUGUUACCGGGUUACCAAGGAUUCAUGCCGAAUCUGAAUGCUCGAUUGGGUCAGAGGUACACGAUAUCGGCUAUCGAGGGUCUAGCGGAAUUUGAACGGCAACAGCUCAAGGACAAAGCAGCACUGAACCACUUGAGGAACGUCACUGCACUUCAGGGUGGGAUGGCGGACCCCAGGAGUUUAGCUGAACGCAGAAUGAAGAAGACUGAAUUCAAGAUGCCAUUGAUCACAGUGAGACCCGAUUGGGCCAGGAUGAUGAGAAAUUUGCCUGUUGAGGAAGCCUGUCAUCCGCCCCCGAGUCAAAAUCCAUCGCCUUAUUUCAUGGAAAAUACUAAUGAUGAAAAAUACUUUGUCAAUGGAUAUACCGGACAUGUUCCGCAUGGUUAUGAACACUUUGGCGGAUCCCACAAACCGAUAACAAAUAGUGCGUUAUGUGAAUUUACGACUAAUUAUCGGACGAGACAGAGCGCUGAGUGGGCACCGGCAUCCAUUUCUCGACCGAAUCCGCCUCUUCUUAUUCAACCACCCGAAAUCUAUCAUAAACACGUGGGAAUGAUUCCCAAUUAUCUGGGGCAUAUUCCCGGCGCAGCUUUCAGAUACGGUAAGACAUUUGGAACGGACACUCGAGACGCAAAGAGAUGGCUACGAGGGGACUUCUCUCAUUAAUCAACAUUUUAAUAACAAUGUGCAAAA
Diachasma alloeum is the source of this 1114-nucleotide messenger RNA. Its product is annotated as UPF0605 protein CG18335. The coding region runs from base 155 to 1087 and encodes 310 amino acids. Lineage: Eukaryota; Metazoa; Arthropoda; Insecta; Hymenoptera; Braconidae. The record is from RefSeq and is a predicted model, not a curated record. The transcript has 7 exons.